This is a messenger RNA of Oncorhynchus keta (chum salmon), 3299 nucleotides long. RefSeq names its product transcription factor HES-1-B-like. The record is from RefSeq and is a predicted model, not a curated record. Gene Ontology annotation, molecular function: DNA-binding transcription factor activity, RNA polymerase II-specific; RNA polymerase II cis-regulatory region sequence-specific DNA binding; protein dimerization activity. Gene Ontology annotation, biological process: regulation of transcription by RNA polymerase II; negative regulation of neuron differentiation; anterior/posterior pattern specification. The coding region runs from base 252 to 650 and encodes 132 amino acids. The transcript is spliced from 4 exons. NCBI's taxonomy places the organism in Eukaryota, Metazoa, Chordata, Actinopteri, Salmoniformes, Salmonidae. Gene Ontology annotation, cellular component: nucleus.
GACUCCUCUAUAAAUACGACCCGGGGUGAAAGUAACGGUGUUGACUUGUUAUCAACACCGCACUGAUAGGACUUUACCUCAGAUACAGCCACAUUAUAAUAAACGCCUAGAACGAACUGCGUUGGUCAGAAAAAGUGCAUGACCGGUGUUUGAAUAUUACUCAAUAGGCUGGACUUUAUUAAACAAUAGUGGGACAUUAAAAAGGAUUUGCUUAAAUUGGCUGGACGAUUGUGGGAUAUUAAAACUUGAAGAUGCCAGCUGAUAUUUUGGAGAAAACAUCCCCAUCCUCUGUCGCAGCCACUCCGUCGAGGGUCAGUGGAACUCCGGAUAAACCAAGGACUGCCUCAGAGCACAGAAAGUCCUCAAAGCCAAUUAUGGAGAAGAGAAGACGUGCGCGAAUCAAUGACAGCCUUGGUCAGCUAAAGACCCUCAUCUUGGAUGCACUAAAAAAAGAUAGCUCGAGACAUUCGAAGCUCGAGAAGGCGGACAUCCUUGAGAUGACUGUGAAGCACCUUAGGAAUAUGCAGCGUCUCCAAAUGACUGGCCUUCCCUUACGCCCCCUCGGUUUGAUGCCCAUUUUUCUCACCCCUACCGCCUCAAAAGGAAGGAUGACAAGCAUUAAGUUAGCUCAAGCUGGCCCCUCAGUGUGAUCAUUGAUUGAUGAGCCAUUGGUCACAAAGACAGUGACACGGUGAGAGGAACCCUGCUAUAGGAAAUCUUCCUGACAUGUACCGGAAACAUCCACUGUGACCGCCUCCAUGUUGAAUUGGCCUGUAUUGUUCUUGGGGGCAGUAACAAAUGUUUUCCAAGGGUGAACUCUGUGAGCAAAUAGUUCACAUCCGAUGGCUAUGCUAAACAAGCGCAUAGAUUAUGCACUUGACAUCAGUAGUGAAUGAAUUCAGAUAUGUGUGAACUAGAGAAUGGCCCCUUAUCACUCAUCCUAUUCUCUUCCCACUGGGUAAAAACUGGUCGAAUCAAUGUCGUUUCCUUGUAAUUUCAACCCAAGAAUUCGAUGCGGUGACGUUGACUCAAUGUGGAAAACUGAUUACAUUUUCAAAAAGUAAUCAAUGUAACAAGGGCAUUUCGUCUCUUUUUCACCCAACCUUUUAAAUUAGAUCUGAUGAUACGUUUAUUUAAUUUUUUAAAUUCCAAUCAGAUUAGUUUAAAUCUUGUUUUGAUGUUUUUUAUGUUUUUUAUUAUGUUGGUGUGCUGUCCCCUUUUUCUCCACACAUAGUGUUGUGUGGUCCUUCCAAACAACUCAACUGUAGUUUCAUCUGUCCACAGAAUAUUUUUCCAAUAGCGCUGUGGAACAUCCAGGUGCACUUUUUCAAACUUCAGAUGUGCAGCAAUAUUUUUUGGGGGGGGGACAGCAGUGGCUUCUUCCAUGGAGUCCUCGCAUGAAUACCAUUCUUAUUUAGUGUUUUACGUAUCGUAGACUCGACAACAGAGAUGUUAGCAUGCUCCAGAGAUUUCUGUAAGUCUUUAGCUGACACUCUAGGAUUCUUCUUAACCUCAUUGAGCAUUCUGCGCUGUGCUCUUGCAGUCAUCUUUGCAGGACGGCCACUCCUAGGGAGAGUAGCAACCGUGCUGAACUUUCUCCAUUCAUAGACAAUUUGUCUUACUGUGGACUGAUGAACAUCAAGGCUUUUAGAGAUGCUUUUGUAACCUUUUCCAGUUUUAUGCAAGUCAACAAUUCUUAAUCUUAGGUUUUCUGAGAUCUAUUUUGUUCAAGGCAUGGUGCACAUCAGGCAAUGCUUCUUGUGAAUAGGAAACUCACAUUUUGUGUGUGUUUUUAUAGGCAAGGCUGCUGUAACCAACAUCUCCAAUCUCAUCUCAUUGAUUGGACUCCAGGUUAGCUGACUCCUGACGACAAUGAGCUUUUGGAGAAGUCAUUAGCCUAGGGGGUUCACAUGCUUUUUCCAACCUACACUGUGAAUGUUUAAAUUCUGUAUUCAAUAUAGACAAGAAAAAUACAAUCAUUUGUGCAUUAUUACUUUAAACAUACUAUGUUUGUCUAUUGUUGUGACUUAGAUGAAUAUCAGAUCAAAUUGAUGACCAAUUCAUGCAGAAAUCCAGGUAAUUCCAAAGGGUUCACACACUUUUUCUUGCCACUGUAUACACGCAUAAAGUGUCUCAGACUAAUGAGUGCUGAUCUAAGAUCAUGUCCCCCUUGGCUAUAUUAUUUUAUUCGUCAUUAUCUAAAAGUCAAAACUGAUCUUAGAUCAGCACUACUACUCAAAUUGUGAAGGUCCUGAGACAUGUUUCUUAGUUUUUAGACAUGGCUUUUGGAUUGAGCCAAGUAGCAACAUGACAACCUGAUAUCGCAAUGAUUGCAUUUUUCACCAUAGAUACGACUACUGAUGUCAGAUAUUUAAAUCAAGGACAUGACUACUGUACUACAUCACCUGCUACCAGAUCUUCAAAGCUGUUGACGUUGGUGUCUGCAGGUCUUGUUACCCCCUUCUGUUCCUGCCACACUUGGCUCUCUGCCCACAUGGGGUUACGACCAGCACCAUAAAGAUGAACGUUCACUGCAGGUGUCCCUUUAAAGUGAGAUCGCCCCAUAACUGGGGGUUGGUUCAGUUACAGCCUUGACCUUUUGAGCUGAUUGGGUGGAUGCGAUUAGAAACUGAAUAACCAUGUGUGAGGCAUAUGGGGGUGAUCAUUGAGAGGGCUUGCUAAAGUUUUAUAGGGAUUUUAGGGAUGUGUGUGUGUGUGUGUGUGUUGGGGGGUUGGUGGAGAGGUUCACACGGACUUGUGGAUGCCUGACCUAAAAUAUUGCAGGCCUGUUGCACCCCUCCGCCUCCCCUGGACAUUGAGGGAAGCCCUGCCUAUGCCUUCAGAUCCCUCCUGGACUCCCGAUGUCGUGGGGGUCGGCUUCAGUACCUAGUGGACUGGGAGGGGUACGGCCCAGAGGAGCGGCGUUGGGUUCUGGUGGACGACAUUCUAGAUCCCAACAUCAACCAAGAUUUCCACCCCUCGCCGUCCGGACCGGCCCACUCCUUGCCCUUGGAGCCAUCCCCGAGCAAGGUCCCGUGACUGGAGCCACGCAUUGGGGUGCUGUCACACCUACUCCCACUCCAGCACUCGACGUCGCCAGUCUACUAACCACCAGUCAUGGCAACCCUCAUUAGGCACACCUGCAUCUGGACUUCGUCACUACCCCGAUUACUUCCCCUUUAUCUAGCACUCCCUAGCAUCACUUCCCAGGCAGUAUUGGAUUAGUUUUAUGUCCAGACGCUUCUCUAGUUUUUGUAACGCUCCAUGUUCGUUAUUAUUAAACUCACCAUCUACACCUG